ACUCCAAAUUUCCUACAGACCCUCGGGGCUUUUCCCCGCUUGCAAUAUCCACCAAAGGCUUCUCCCAUCUGACUUUCGCUUGUUAGACAGGAAUCAGUCACGUUAGACAAGCUAUUUGCUCCAAUUCACUGAACAGGUAGCACCAGAAGCAAAAUUAAGCCUUACCCUCAACUUCGUGCACAGUCGCCGGCGUUAAGUGGGGUGUAACGGUUGAGGUUUGGGUUUGACAGCGUGUGACGUUGGACUAAAAAGAACAGCAUUCCGUUUAUUGUGAUAUCGACGUGUCUUCUGUAUCUGCCAGGCCCACGGUCUUAUCAGGAUCACCUAAGACUGCUGAGGUAUUCCAAAGCUUAGGAAGGUUGACAGACACUGAAGUGCAUAGCGGCGGGAAGCAACCCCUGCGCAUGCUAUUGAGCUAGCUUGUCACUUGAAUGCCCAGAGCUCGUUGGGGGAAGUUCUUCUGUUAGGCGAUCUCCAAGGAGCAAGUCAAGAAAAAUCAGCGGCUGCGAUCUGAUGCAUCACAGAUAGCAAGAUUCGAUCUCAUUUAUAGAAGUGAACCGAAAAGGUUGCAGCAGCUCCCAGCAUUCGCACCGAGAGAGAGAGAGAGGAGGGAGGACGUUGAGUCAAGCCGAGGGAGAAGUUAAAAGUACUGGUGAAUACAUUCAAGUGAGCCCCCCUCACAUGGAAACCUGAAGGAGAAAAGGGAAGAACGGUGCAUAUCUUGUGGAACUUAAAAGAUAGACAAUGGUUCGAUUACUUAUAUUAGUGACAACACUUCUCCUUCAAACGGUCGAGCCACAGAGCCUCAAUGAGAUUGGCCUUGGCACCCCUGCUAUAUGUCCAGAAGUGAGGCCGGGAGAAGACGAUCUUCCAGCCUUCGAUUUUAUUUCAACAUACGGUUUAGACAGUGCGGCCAGAUUACCAGGAGUAAAAACAAUACGCGGUUCCAAUGAAUUCCAGAAGGCUUACAGGAUAGGUAGAAAGGCCGAUUUUAGCAUUCCUACAUCGGCAUUGUUUCCACAUGGACUGCCCGAGCAGUUUUCCUUCAUAAGUACAAUUCGGAUGAGUUCUAGGACAAGGAAAGAAAACUGGAAUCUUAUACGUGUUGAAGACCUUUAUUCCAACCCACAAUUUGGUGUUAGAAUUAAUGGACGAGACAAAACUAUAGAAUUUUACACUCUCGAUUAUGCUGGAUCUGUACAAACUUUAGUAUUUAAAACCGCAGCUAAGAUUUUUGACAAGCGUUGGCAUAAAAUCCAUAUGAGCGUUACCAGGGGGACAGUUAGACUGUAUGUUGACUGCCAACCAAUGGAAGAGCUGCCUCUAGAACCUCGGGGACAGAUUGACGUGAACGGCCAUAUAGUUAUGGGGAAGAGAGAGGAAGACGGUGCUCAGUUAAACUUUGAUCUCCAAUGGAUGGUCGUACACUGUGAUCACACUGCGCCGAUGCGAGAUCAGUGCACUGAACUCCAGCGGCCAACCACCCCCGCGCCAAACACAACGACACCGGUCCCAAAAGUCAAUGCCACGGAGCCAGUUAGUACCGUCAAUGAAACUGAUGUGGAAGGUUUGUCGUCAGAGUUCCCCGAUCCCAGUGCCACCACGGGACAAUACGUCACGCCAGAUUACAUCGACUAUGACGUCACUGACCCUUUUAAUGUCACAGACUGGAUGACAGAGAUUAAAAUCACGAUGUCAAUGACGGAUAAGAAUGAUACUGAUGGCGAGGACGGUGAUUCCAAUGGUGAUGGUGGCCCAAAUGGGGACGGAGAUGGAGAUGGUGUUGGUGACGGUGAUGGCGAUGGCGAUGGCGAUGGCCACAAAGAUGAUGGAGAUGGCAUAAAUGGCGAGGAUACUGGUCCCGAAGAUGGACAAAAUGGUAGGCUAGAGGGGCCAAAUGGAGAAGGUGGCCCAACCCGUGGUACACUUACCGGCGGUGACACUGAGGGAGGCCCGGGCACUGAUGACGGUCCCGGGGGUCCAAACGGAGAAGGAAUUCCGGACCGUGGAACACUUACCGGCGGUGACACUGAAGGAGGCCGGGGCACCGAUGGCGGUCCCGGGGGUCCAAAUGGAGAAGGAGUUCCGGACCGUGGCACACUUAUUGGUGGUUACUCUGAGGGAGGCCCAGGCGGUCCUGGGGGUCCAAAUGGAGACCCUGGGCCUGGAGAUGACUAUAUUAGUAGUAGAAUUACGUCAACGCACGCGUCUCUCUUUCAAGAGUUUGAGGGAGAAUCCACCCCACCCACGGGUGAAGGGAGAGAGCCUCAGGAGAAGCCGACGCCUAGCGGACAGUGCGAGGUUGUGUGCCCAGCAGGUCCACCGGGCUAUAACGGAUCACAGGGAGAACCAGGACCCCGGGGAUUUCAGGGACCACCCGGAGAGAGGGGAGAGCAGGGUCAACCUGGAGAGCAAGGGUUUGUGGGAGAACCCGGACUACCGGGCAAGGACGGUAAACCUGGAGAGCAAGGUCCAAGAGGAGAGCCAGGUAUACCCGGAACAAGGGGAGCGCCGGGUGUCGCGGGACCAGAGGGCCCUCCAGGAAGACCCGGCGAGAGGGGCGAGCCUGGAUUGCGCGGUGCUGACGGUGAUCCUGGGGCCCCUGGGAUGAAGGGAGAGCAAGGAGAGGAAGGAAAGCGCGGUCCACAGGGUUUAGUAGGACCGCCGGGACAAGUGGUCGAAGGAGCAAGAGGACCUCAGGGAGAGAUUGGACCACAGGGGUUGCCUGGUCUUCCAGGUGAUAGAGGCAGCCCAGGACCACGUGGAGAAACAGGAAUGAACGGAGAAACGGGAUCACCAGGAAGAGAUGGGGUUGAUGGAAAGGAUGGAGACAGAGGAAGACAGGGAACUAAGGGAGAAAAGGGUACCCCAGGUCGAGAUGGCAGAGAUGGAGCUCCCGGGCCCCCAGGGCCAGCUGGCACGCCCACUGAAACCAGCAAUGUAAUCAGUGAAAUACCUCCACCCAUCCCGGGCCCACCUGGCCCCCCUGGUCCCCGUGGACUGGAUGGCUUGAAGGGCCAAAAGGGUGACUCUGGCGAGAUAGGACUGCGAGGAGAGGCUGGCAAAAGGGGUGAAAGAGGUGAAAAGGGGGACAGAGGGUUGCAAGGUCUUGUUGGAAAUCCUGGAGUCCCUGGUGAAAGAGGAGAAGUGGGAAGGGAUGGAAACAAAGGAGAACCGGGUCAGCCAGGUCCCCGUGGUGUAAUUGGUGUCGCAGGUCCAGCAGGUCCAGAGGGAGAAAGAGGACCAAUUGGUAAACCAGGACAGAAGGGAGAACCUGGUGUGCCGGGUAAGCCUGGCCCACCAGGAGAAGUAAAACUUAAGGAUAUGGCAGAUCUCCAAGGCGCUAUGGGUCCAGCUGGGCCACCAGGUCCCCCUGGUAAACCAGGCACAUCAGGAGACAGAGGUCUGCCAGGACCUCCUGGAUAUCAGGGUCCUCCAGGAAAAGAUGGAAAUCCAGGCCGACCAGGUCAACCUGGUGAAGAUGGAUUGCCUGGUACAGAUGGUAAACGUGGCCCCAAGGGCGAUGCAGGACAAGAUGGAAUCAAAGGUCCACAGGGACCUCCUGGCAAUCCAGGUAAUCCAGGAAUCCCAGGACUAGAUGGCAGAAAGGGAGAUUCUGGACAGAGGGGUAGCCCUGGUCAGCCAGGGGCACCAGGAAAGAAUGGAGUGGCUGGCAGCCCAGGGCCACAAGGCUUGAUGGGAUUGCCUGGACAGCCUGGAGCACCUGGACAGCCAGGACCUGCAGGUCCACCUGGACCACCAGGCCCAGCUGGAGAACAGACCCUUAGUAGUGACUCCCAGGUUUAUCAGACUGAUACCUUAGGCUAUGGACCCCCAGGACCUCCAGGUGUAGCUGGUCCUACUGGUAACACAGGAAGGCCAGGUGAACGUGGUGCCCAGGGAGAGCGAGGACCCGCAGGAAACCCUGGAGCCCCAGGUAUCCCAGGGUUGGCUGGAACUCCAGGACCCCCAGGCCAGAGGGGUAUGCCAGGCCCCCCUGGAAUGCCAGGAAUUCCAGGAUUGCCAGCCAAAGAUUCCCAGGGAAGAAGUGUAAGUCAAGCAGAAAUCAGGCAAAUUGUCAUUGAAGUCUUGAAAGAACGUCUCGAUGAGUUGAAACGUGAGUUCCAGGGACCUCCAGGUCCUCAAGGAAUUGGAAAAACAGGAGACCGUGGACCUCCAGGCAUUCAAGGAAUCCCAGGUGAUCCAGGUCCUCGUGGUCUUAGAGGCGAGAGAGGCUACAUGGGACUCCCAGGCAUCCCUGGUCCUCCGGGAGAAAUGGGUGUGAAGGGUGAGACUGGUGAGAAGGGUGAUAGAGGUCUGCAAGGUGAAGGCAGAGAAGGAAAACAGGGACCACCAGGACCAAGAGGUCCACAAGGUCCUCCAGGAAGGAGUCUGCCAGGUCGACCAGGUCCUUCAGGACCUCCCGGAAUGACCGGUCGCUCUGGCCGUCCAGGUCCCCCAGGUCAUCCUGGUCAGCCAGGCUAUUGUAACUACUGUAACUACCCUGGUGGUCAGAGUAGUGGACAGAGUAGUGGUGGGAUAAGACAUGCUGGGGCAGAGACGCCUGCCCAGUAUUUAAUACGUUAUCAGCAAGAGCAAGCUCAGCUAUAUAGACAAAACCACAAGGGUCCUCAAAAAUGAAGUAAACCACUUGAGGAUGAGAUUUAAUCCUUAUUAUCAGUAUUUGGUGCCUCAUUUGCUCACUGGCCAUGUCUGUUCCCUUCACUGGGAACAUGCACCACACUUGUGAUCUUAUAACUUAUCAAAUCUAAACACAGGGCUUCCAUUUCAUUUACGCCAAUUUAUGUGAGGGAUAGCACUUUUCUGGAUUCUAACCCAUUCAGUGAACUGUUUGCUCUUCAAAUAGUUGAUAUGAACUGGCUUAGAGUGCAGAAGAGGAUCUCUGUCACAUCUGUUCCUAUCACUAAUACUAUCACAAGGACAUGGCCAUGGGCAUUUUUCAUAAGAAAUCGUGCUGAGGUGACCAUUGCAGGCAAUGACUUUAGCUGCUCCGCGAGUCCAGUAAUGCAGGGUAAUUCCUCACCUUCGAUCUCAUGUUCUUUUGUUCCACGCUUGCUGAUAUGCAUGGAGGCACCACAAACUCUGAAGACUUUUCUUUACAGCAUCAUUAUCAUUGGUUACAGUAGUUCUUGCGUGCACUUUUUAUUUACUUCAAACUUUUGCAUUUGGGAAAGGCUUUUUAUGAACCGUAUUCACAAGGAUAAAGGUGGUAAAUUUAAUCAGAAUGAAUUGUAACUGUAAUAAGGACAAAGUAUUGAAACUAUAUAUAUUGAGGCCUAGGAGAUUAACUGACAGCAAAUUAAUUCACAGUUGCUUAUUUAAAUAGCCAUAUGUACCCCAUCCUCUUGAAUACGGUAUCGAGUUAGCUUGUAAAAAUUAUUGCACGAUAUCUUCUGAAUGCACAAAUCUAUCUCUCAAAGGAAUUGAUGAUUUCCAAACCAGUUUUUGUAGCAUAUUUAGAUUUUAGAUGGAUAUGGGACAAGUAGACAAAUACUUUUUUGUCAUGCGCUUUUCAUUUACAAUGAAUACUGGCAUGUUUUCUGAUACUUAUCUUUUAUAUAUAGCCCAAUCUGUAUACUUUUCAAAAGUAGCACUAGUUUCUUUUUUAUAUUACUGCACUUUUUCUACAUCUUAAAACUAUUAAACUUCUAUAUUAGCUUGGAGAAUUAUAGAUGUUUGGGUUAAACACUCAUUUUACACUGCUGAUGUAAUAAAUACUAUGCAAAUUGAUUAUAUAAUUUACAAAACAAAACAGAUACUUCGACAAGCAGCAGCUGAUUGUCUUGUCAAAUAAGGCAAAAGUGUAAAAUGAUUGUCCUGAUUUGGGGAAUAUCUUCUUUAUGAUGUCUUGUUUAGCAGGUCUAUUAGGUCUUGGUUGUGCACCAUAAUUGUAAAACUGCACAUACAUAUUUAACAUAUUACUAUUAGAACUGUUCUCGUUUCAUUUGUUCCCAGCAGAUGCAGAAGGUCACAUGCUCUCUGUAUCUUAGCAUUUUCUUUAUUAUGUAUACUUAGUAGUUAGACUAGUUAAACAUGUUGCUUUCUUGUAGAAUUUACUUUCCUAGAAAAGUAGCUGUCAUUCUGUUCUGAUUUACCUAUAACAAAACAUAUAUAUAUGCACUGUAGCACAGUUAAGCGAAAUUACUUUGCAUUAAGUGAUAGGCUAAAGUCAGAUAAUACACUUGUGUAAAUAUAAGAAUAUAAAUAUAUGUAUGAUUACAGACAAGUGUCAAAGGCUACAUGAAUUGGUGCAGCCAGGUUUAUUUCAUUAUUAAGGUUCCUUCUGUGUGUUUUAAGUCUUUGCGCGCCUAUGCAAAUCAGUAAAUAUUAUGUCUGUGAUGGGAUAAUGUUAAAUAUCUUGACAGCUACUUAUAAUGUUUAAUAAUAAUUCUGGCUUUCCCAAUGUUAAUUAGCAGACUAGGGUGUGAUGAAAUUGUUCAACUGUAAAUUUGAAAAAAAAAUUGUAAUGCUGCCAGAAAAUUGUUAUUUAUGAUCAACUCAGCACCUCAUCAGUUCCAAUAUGCUGCCAGUGUACAGGCGCUCCAGGUUAGUGAAAAUGGCAACCAUUAUAAUGCCAGACAUCAACAGCUGCUGUGACUGCCUAGCACUUCUAAGAACACAUCAGGCAGUCUUAAAUAUGCGUGGACUAUUAGGACGCAGUAUUAAAAAAAAGGAAAAAAAAUUCAACACAGAUGCAAUCAGCCUUCCACUGCCAUCAUUUGAUAUCAUAUAGCAAUUGUAUUUUAAUAGUGUUUUUCAAACUUUUGAGCCUUUAUUGUGCUUUCAGUAUUUUAUACACUAUAGUUAGAGGUAUUGUUGUGAAACUAUAUAUACUGUAGACAUUUAGUGUUAUAUCUGUGAUGUAAUACUGUGCUAAAACUCCACAUUUCCAAUAACGCAUUUUUAAAUGUUUUAUCAUGCAGGCCAAGUAAAAUUUGUGAAAUUUGCUUGCACACAUUGAAAGUAAUACAAUGGUAUAAAAUCUUCAUGUGCUACAUCAUAUGUUUACAAGUAGUUUUCCAUGUAGUGUAGCUAAAAUAUGAUAUACUUAAUGAGGAGUAUAAUACUUAACUAUGGAGUAUGGACAUAUAUUAAUUUGCUGUGCAGAAUUAUAAUUGUUUAAAGUAUAGAAUGCAUCAAAAUUGUUGCGGUGUUUUAAAGCACUAAUACAAAAACAGUUUACCCACUGUUUCUGAAGGGAAAGCAUUUUGAUGCUAUGUUGUUCUUCCUCUUAUUGCCAUAGAAUGUAUCCUGUAAGAUUUAUGCACAGUUUUGAAGCUUUGCUUUAAGCACUAUAUGUAAACGCUGCUGUUUUUUUAAUGAUAUCAUUUCAGUAAUAAUAAAUAUUUAUUAUGACUUUUGGCGCUGUUAAAAGGACGUUUCAUUAAAAAAAUAAAAACUUUCCUCAUAGGUUGACCAUACUGAAGUCAAUAAUCUUACUAGUUCACAUAACACCUUUACAGUGUAAAAAAGAGACAAUUAUGUCAUCUAAAAAAAUCAUACCAAAUGAACAGUCCUCUGUAUAAAUCAUACAGAGUUCCAAAGUUGUAAGUGUGGUGACUUUUGACUGAUUUAGAGCAGGUACUUAAACUAAGAUAUUUACAGACAUUUGAACACAAUUUUCAUACUGUAUAACUUGUAACACUUCUCGUGUUACAAAUUCAGCUUUAUGAUGUGAUAUCAACUUCAUA
This is a messenger RNA of Lingula anatina, 7712 nucleotides long. RefSeq lists its product as uncharacterized. Gene Ontology annotation, molecular function: extracellular matrix structural constituent conferring tensile strength. Lineage: Eukaryota; Metazoa; Brachiopoda; Lingulata; Lingulida; Lingulidae. Gene Ontology annotation, biological process: extracellular matrix organization. The record is from RefSeq and is a predicted model, not a curated record.